CUCCAUCUCCACUAGCCUACUCCGCAAAGCAAGGGGGAAAGCGUGCAAGCAAGGGGCACUAGCUCCACCUCCAUCCACCUCCACUCGAUCGAGAGGAAAGCGUGCGUGCAAGCAAGGGGAGAGGCGAGAUGGACCCGGAGGCGGCCGAGGCCGACGCGCUGCUGCUGUCGCUCCACGACGUGGAGCCGCUGGCCGGCGCCGUCGACUACCGCGGCAGCCCCGUCAGCCGGAAGCGCCACGGCCGGUGGCUCUCCGCCAACUUCAUCAUUGGAACGGAGGUGGCGGAGCGGUUCGCGUUCUACGGGGUGUCGUCGAACCUGAUCAGCUACCUGACGGGGCCGCUCGGGGAGAGCACGGCGUCGGCCGCGGCGGCCGUGAACGUGUGGGCGGGGGCGUCGCAGAUGCUGCCGCUGCUCGGCGCCUGCGUCGCCGACUCCUGGCUCGGACGCUACCGCACCAUACUCUUCGCCUCCGCGCUCUACAUCCUGGGAUUAGGCAUGGUGACCAUCUCGGCCGUGCUGCCGCCGGACCACGCUAUGAAGAUCUGUUCCGACGUCGACGGCGCGGCCCGGUGCAGGCCGUCGGGGUCUCACAUGCUCGCGUUCUACGUCUCCAUCUACAUGGUGGCCUUCGCGCAGGGCUGCCACAAGCCGUGCGUGCAGGCGUUCGGCGCCGACCAGUUCGACCGCAGCGACACCGAGGAGUCCGCGGCGCGCAGCAGCUUCUUCAACUGGCUCCGCUUCUGGAUGUCGUGGGGCGACACCGUCGCCGUCGUCGUGCUCAGCUACGUCCAGGACAACGUCGGCUGGGGCCUCGGCUUCGGAAUCCCCUGGAUUGUCGUCUGCUUUUCCAUGGCCAUCUUCUUGCUCGGCACGCGCACGUACCGCAUGUACCCGCCCGAGAAGGACAACCCGUUCGCGCGCAUCGGCAACACCUUCCUCGCCAUGUCCAAGAGAUGGGUCGCCGGGUUUCUUCCCGGUGAUCACAAGCCUGCGAUGACAAUGGCAGGGUACAAAGAAAUGGCGGUGCACGUCGAGGAGGCCAAGGGGAUUCUAAGGCUGUUUCCGAUAUGGGCGACCAGCCUCAUCUACGCCAUCGUGUUCGCGCAGGUUGGCACGCUCUUCACCAAGCAGGCCAGCACCCUGGACCGGAGCCUCGGCAAGGUGCUCGACGUGCCGGCCGCCGCGCUGCAGAGCUUCGGCGGGGUGACCAUCAUCGCGUUCAUCCCGGUGUACGACCGCGCGAUCGUGCCCCUGGCGCGGCGCCUCACGCGGCUCCCCUCCGGGAUCACCAUGCUCCAGCGGAUCGGCGCGGGCAUCGCGGUGGCCAUCGUGACCAUGGCGGCGGCCGCGCUCGUGGAGGGCAAGCGCCUGGCCGUGGCACGGGAGCACGGCAUCGUGGAUGACCCAAACGCAACGGUGCCCAUGAGCCUGUGGUGGAUCGUACCGCAGUACGUGCUGAUCGGCGUGGCCGACGUGCUCACCAUCGUGGGGCUGCAGGAGUUCUUCUACGACCAGGUUCCCGACUCGCUCCGGAGCCUGGGGCUGGCGCUGUACCUGAGCAUCCUCGGGAUCGGCAGCUUCCUCAGCGGGCUGCUGGUGUCGGUCAUCGACGGGAUGACGCGGCGCGGCGGCGGCGAGGGAUGGUUCUCCAACAACCUCAACCGCGCCCACCUCGACUACUUCUAUUGGCUGCUCGCCGCGCUGAGCGCCGUGGAGCUGGUCGUGUUCUUGCACUACGCUGGCAAGUAUGUAUAUAAGAAAAAGGACAACGAGCCAGAGGUUUACUGAGAUAGCUCCUACCUUAGGCAUACUCGAGUCCUCCUCUCCCUCACCCUUCACUCUUCAUCCAUUGGUUGUGUGUACGUGAAACUUCUAUGAAUGUUACAAAAAGAAGUCCUGAAUUUUGAAGGACACGAAAUCUGAUGCGUAUCACCGGCCUCACCGUGGUGACAAGAAACACCGAGAACAGAGUCAUGCUUGGACCGCAAAACAGAGUCAUGC
Molecule: messenger RNA, 2003 nt
Organism: Phragmites australis (common reed)
Lineage: Eukaryota; Viridiplantae; Streptophyta; Magnoliopsida; Poales; Poaceae
Product: protein NRT1/ PTR FAMILY 5.10-like
Exons: 4
Coding region: 129-1790 (553 amino acids)
Biological process (GO): transmembrane transport; dipeptide transport
Cellular component (GO): membrane
Molecular function (GO): dipeptide transmembrane transporter activity; tripeptide transmembrane transporter activity
Source: RefSeq, a predicted model, not a curated record